AUGAUCAAUUAUGUGAAAUCUGGAGAGCCAGAAGACUGGUUGGUCGUUGGCUUGUUCGCUGAGCUGGGCAAUUUGGGUGCAAACGUUUCAUCACCAAUCGAGGUGACAUCAUCAGUGCGUGGCGGUGGAACACUAUCGCUUGUGGACUCACGAAUUCAACUGUUUACCCGGAUUAACCGUAUCUGCAUGUUAGUUAGCGGUUGGACGGAAGACGUGUGGAAACAACAGAGUGAAUGGACGAUCGCAGAAGCCCCGAUUGUCACACGAAUCUUCGCCUGUUACAGUUGA
Opisthorchis viverrini is the source of this 288-nucleotide messenger RNA. RefSeq lists its product as hypothetical. Lineage: Eukaryota; Metazoa; Platyhelminthes; Trematoda; Opisthorchiida; Opisthorchiidae. The record is from RefSeq and is a predicted model, not a curated record. The transcript is spliced from 2 exons. The coding region runs from base 1 to 288 and encodes 95 amino acids.